This is a messenger RNA of Caretta caretta (loggerhead turtle), 7814 nucleotides long. RefSeq lists its product as uncharacterized. NCBI's taxonomy places the organism in Eukaryota, Metazoa, Chordata, Testudines, Cheloniidae. Gene Ontology annotation, biological process: regulation of DNA-templated transcription. The record is from RefSeq and is a predicted model, not a curated record.
AGUGGGUGUCUCUGGACCGACCGUGGCUGCUUGAUUCCUUAUAAUGUUUAUUGACAGGCCCAGCAGAGCCACUCGCGUCAGUGCCUGGGGGAGGAAAGGAAUCAAUAGGUCUGCAUGAGAGAUGGCACGUCCCUGCCAGGCUGGAGGUGUGCGAGACAGCUCCCAGACUACCCGGGCAGAAAAUGUACAGAUCCCAAGGCCAGAAGGGACCCACCCGAUCAUCUAGUCCGACCUCCUGCAUCACACAGGCCUGGCACAUCCCCAAAUCAUCCCCGGAGCAGAUCCUUUAGAGCCACACACCCUCUUGGUUUUAAAAAGCAGCCCGAGAGAGUGACAGCAAGUGGCCGGCACUACUCCGGCCUCACUGUCAGCGACGCCACCGACUGCUGCGGAAGAGACCCGGACCCCUGCGGCCCGAGCCGGGGGGAGCCGGAGCCGCGCACCCCCCGGGCAUCUGAGCCCAGGGGCAGUGCGUGGAUUGGUUUCCUCUCCUGGAACCACAGACUCAGAGAAGAUCAGGGCUGGAAGGGACCCCGGGAGGGAUCCAGUCCAACCCCCUGCUCAGCGCAGGACCAGUCCCCCGCUAGACCCAAGGCUGCAGCCGGUCGCGCCGUGCCCGGCCCGGCUCGCAGGGGACUCCCGCAGCCGGCCGCGGGCGGAGCCGGAGCCCCCCACCGGGCGCGGGGAGGCUGCUGGGAGGUGUAGUCCCCCCCGGAAAGGCUGGCCGGGAAGGGGGCAGGACCCUUCCCAGUGAUGCUUUGCUGCCGCGCACGGAGGGAGGCGACGACAAGGGACCUGCUCUGCCCACGGAGCUUCCCCCUUCCUGCGUGGGCGCCCCACGCCCCUGGCUCCGUCCGUCUGCCCUGGCUGCCCCCCGCGCCCGGGGGAAGAGCCGCUCCGGCAGGGACCGAGCCUCCCCGCCCCAGCCCAGGCGAGCAGCGGCAGCCCCGGCCGCCCGGGCUCCGGGGGAGGCGGGCGGCGAGAUGUCCGGCGGGGUCGCCGCUGCCCAGGUGCCAGUGACAUUUGAAGACGUUGCUGUCAGGUUCUCAGCAGAGGAGUGGGAGAUCCUGGAGGGAUGGCAGAAGGAGCUUCAUAAAGAAGUGAUGGAGGAGAAUUACCAGUUGCUGAUCUCGCUAGGUCAGCCAGUUCCCACGCUGGCUCUUCUGGCCCUGACUGCGGAGCGGGAGGCUGCUGGCAGCCAGAUCCGCAGCAUCUCCGGAGAGCGAGAGCUCGCCAGCAAAGGCGGCAGCUCAGAGGGUGAAGAACUGGCCUUUCCCGGGGAUGACCCAGAUGUGGGUGGAUUCUGGGACUCAGGGCAAACAGAAGAGGACGGGUGCCCCACAGGAGAUGAGGAAGGAGAGCGUCAGGGCAGCCUGCAUCUUAGCGCACUGAUGAAGCUGGUGAAGGAAAUCCCAGAAUUUCUCUUUGGGAAUUCAAAGGCCACUGUGGAGCCAGCUGAGGCUGCCGAUAGUGAAGCUGAGAUGGGCUCUGAGAGGGCGUUUGCCGACGUUAAACCAGAAAUAACUCCAGAGAAUCCACCUGCCCUUGGCCUGGAGAACUGUUUGGUGGAAGUAUCUGUCAAUAGACCCAGUAAUGCCGACACACAGAGCAGCUGCGAGUCCACCAGCAGCACAGAAGGGGCUCAGCUUGGGAGGCUGUAUGCAGAAGAAGUGUCUCCAGAGAACAGCCCCCUCCAAGGUCUGCUGAACUGCCUGAAGGAAAUUCCCAUCAACAGACCCCGUCACCCCAACAUGCAGAACCCCAGCGCACAAGGAGACGUGGAACACAAGAGAGUGGGGGUGGAGAUGAAGAGCUUAUGUGCUACGGUUAAAACAGAAGUCACGACAGAGAGUUCCCCCAUCCAGGGGCUGACGGGCUGCCCUGUAAAGAGGCCCAGUUAUCCAAGCACCCCAACCAGCAGGUCGUCUACCAGCAGCGCACAAGGGGGUGUGGAAGACAGGAGGCUGGAGCUGGGGCUUUGGAGAUGUUCUUAUGAAGCGACGGCAGAGAAUAGCCCCCUCCAAGGCCUGCUGAACUGUCUGAAGGAAAUAAUUGUUCACAAGCCCCAUCAUCCCCACCCAUCGCCCUGCCAAUCGGCCAAGGGCCGCACGCGAGGAGACCCAAGGCAGAGGAGGCUGGAGAGCGAGGAUGGGAGCUCGUCUGUAGAAGUGGAAACAGAAGUAACCGCGGAGGAUCCACAGGACCCCGGCUUGGAGAGCUGCCCAUCAGCCAGGCCUGUGAGCAAAGCCAGCCCUCCUCCCGGGCGGUCCAGCCGCUCCCCCACUAGCAGGGCAGAAGGAGAGGCCAGCGGUAGGAUCCUGUUUGGCGAAGAGGUGGCCCUGGAGGACUCCCCGCUGCGCGGCCUGGAGAACUGCCUGAAGGACAUCGCCGUGACCAGCCCCCGUUGCUCCCAGCCACCCGCUAGCCGUUCCUCCAGCCGCGGCGCACAGAGAGCCCCGGGGGAGAGGCCUGGGCGAGAAGCUGGGAGCCUGUCCGCCGAAGAAGCAGCGACAGAGGAUUCCCCCCUGCGUGGCCUGCUGAGUUGUGUGACAGACACAGCCGCACCCUCCCCCCAGCAUCCCAGCCCACCGACCUGCAGGGCCUCGGCCAGCGGCACCGAGUGGGAGACGGAGCCGAGGGGAACGGAGGCCGGGCUCUGGAACUCGUCCCCAGGAGCAGAGAUGACGCCAGGGACCAGCCCCCUCCACGACCUGGCGAACUGCCUGCAGGAAACACCUGUCCGUACAUCCUGGGCUUCCCGAGUGCUGGCCCGCAACGCCGGAGCAGAUGUGUCACCAAAGAGACCUGCCACGGGGAUGGUGCGGAGCUGGUGCGGAGAGGACAUCAGCACGGAGACCUCGCCACUCCAAGGUCUGGAGAACUGCCUGAGGGACAUCCCGGUAAAUAAACACCACUACCCCCACAUGCCAGCCAACAUCGCCUUGACCAGCCCCACGCAGAGGGACAUGGGACAGAGGAGGCCAGGGGCCAGGAACAGGAGAUCACUUGGAGAAGACGUCAGUACAGAGAAUUCACCGCUGCGAGGCCUGGAGAACUGCCUGAAGGACAUUCCUGUACCUAGCCGUAGUCAAUCCAGUACCCCAGUCAGCCACUCCUCUAUGAGCAGCUCACUGGAUCCACAUGGCAGACUGGAGACAGCAGGGUGGCCAGUGAAAACAGAAGCAGGGGCCGUCUCAGAGGUCACGCCACCGCUCCAGGGCCUGGAGAACUGUCUGAAGGACAUACCCGUGACCAGGCCCAGAUGCUCCAGUGAAACUAGUUACUUCGGCCCCAGCAAAGCCCCGGGAGAGGUGGAGCAGAGGAGACCGGUGCUGAGGCCCUGGAGAGCAUGCCCGGCAGCAGCAAGUGCGGAGAGCUCCCCCCUCUACGGACUGACGAACGGCUUGAAGGAAAUACCCGCAGGCCGGCCGCGCUAUGCCAGCACCCUGUCUAGCUACUCUCCCAGCAGCAGUGCCGACGGGGAGAGGGGCCCGUGGGGCGCUGGGCCGGGGACGUGGAGGUGGGGCAAUGAAGAACGGAGCCCCGAGAAUUCCCCUCUCCGAGGCCUGGAGAAGUGCCUGCAGGAGAUCUUGGUGCCCAGGCCCCGGACCCCCAGCUCCCCCACCACAGCUGCUGUGGUGGGCAGCCGGCGAGGAGACACAGCGCAGAGGAGGCCAGAGACGGGGCACUGGGACUGGCACGGUGCAGCUACAGUCAGCACCCAUGUCCACGGCCCAGAGAGCUGUCUGAAGCCUCUGCCUGGAACCAGACCCAGUCACGCCAGCCGCUCGUCGCCCCGCAGCACAGCGGGAGACGCGGGAUGCAGCAGCCCAGAGGCUGGGAUUUCGAGAUUUCAGGCUGAAGAUCAAAGGCAAGCGGAAAACCUCCCAGGCCUGGAGGAGGUAGCUGCGCCCAGAUCCUGUCCUGCCCAGUCCCCUCCCAGCAGCGCUCGGGGAGACGCAGAGCGGCGGGAAUGGGAUGUGCAUGCGAGGAGCUCCAGUACCAGCGGUGCGGUGGGAGCUGGCCCCAUGGAGACUGGCCAGGAGCGGGCAGCAGACUCGGCUAUUUCUGGGCCGGCAGAAGUCAUGGUAGGGAGCUCGCCCCUCCCCAAGCUCAACUGUUUGAAAGAGAUCACUGCCAACAGACCAACGCCUUCCUCGCUGCCUGCCCACACUGGGCAGGGAGACAGGACGCUGAGGAGAGCAGAGAGCAGGGGGAGGAAGCUGUCUGGGGAAGCAGACAGUACGGCCGAGACUGCCCAUCUCCCAGGGCUGGAGACUUGCUGGAGUGCAGUGCCUGAGAGCCAACGCAGUUGUGCGAGCACCCCCCUCGCUAUGUCCUCCAGCAGCAGCCCACGUGGGGCCAGGGGGGAGAGGAGCCCACAGCCAGGGCUUUGCAGGCUGCACAGAGAAGAAGGGAUGCCAGUGGACGCCCCUCGCUAUGGCCCCGCAACCUGCCCACAAGGAACCCAUGGAAACGGGCCCAGUUGUUCCAGCACGCCGAGCAGUACCUCGCCUGCCUGCGAUGCCCCAGGCCACAGGCACGCUAGAAGACCCAGGACAGGGAUUAAGAGACCACACACUGAAGCCAGGACAGAUGCUGCCCGACCACCCAGCACCAGCUCCUGUACUGAUGGUGAGGACGGUGGACAAAAGGCAGAUGCCACAUGGGAGGAAUUUCCGAAGAGACAAUGCUCCCACGCAGCGCCACCUCCGUGGGAGUGCUGCGGCUGGGAGAGCGGGACGCCCCUGGACCUCGGGGUGGAGAGGAGCGCGGUCGAGGCCGUCCUCUCGGAGAAGCUGGACCGGGUCUCCCAGGAUUUCGCGGCCAUGUGCAGGGACGUGUCGAGCAUGCAGAGCCGCGUGGCCCAGCUGGAGCGGGACUCAAGGGGCUGGGCCCUCGAGCUGGCUGCCCUCCAGCAAGGCAACAAGCGCCUGAGUGAGACCGUCCGGCGGCUGGAGAGCCGCUGCCACGUACUGGAGAGCCACGCCCGCCGCAACAGCCUGCGGCUGGCGGGCCUGCCGGAGGGGGCGGAAGGGGGAGACCCCGUCGCCUUCCUGCAGAGGACCCUGCCCGCGGUGCUCAACCUGCCGGCGGACUGGCCGCCCCUGGAGAUCGAGAGCGCGCGCCGCGUGCCCGGGGGGGCGCGCUGGGACCCUGCCACCCGGCCCCGGGCGCUGGUCUUCCGUCUGCUGCGCUUCUCCGACAAGCUGGCCAUCAUGCGGGCGGUCAGGAAACACGCGGAGCCCCUGACCUGUGGCAGCACCCGGGUCGCCCUCUUCCCGGACGUCAGCCCCAAGCUGCGCCGGGGAGCGGGGGCGCGGUACGCGGCCGUCAGGAGGCUGUGGCGGGCGGCGGAGCUCCGCUUGGGUGCUCAGCCCGCCGGCUGCUGCCACAGCCGGGCACGAGGACACUGGGAGCCACUGCCCAGCCCCCCGGGCCGCGCGCCCGCUGCAGGCAAACGGGAGCAGAGUCACCAAAGGGCAGUGACAGAGAGGGGGGACUUGGAGCCGCUGGCUCCGCUCACCCCCCUUUGAGUCACAGGGUCCAUCUCCCUGCCCUAGAGACCACAGCACCCCCUGGGUCCGGACUGGACCUCUCCCGCCUCCAGCUCUUUGUUUCCCUGACUGUCGCUAGGUCCCAGCACUUGGCUGUGUGAUUCCACCGUGUCCGUGUUUUCCCCGCCACGGUGUGCACCUGCUCUGCUCAGCUCGCAGGCGGGGGGCUCCGGGAACUGCAGAGCAAUAGACUCGGCCGUUAUUGGGGCCGGCCCUGCGGGGAGCCCCUGUAUUGUAACAAGUGAGAUAGCAUCAGAGCCGCGUGUUAGCGAGCUGCUCAGGGAGCCCUUCAGGGGCUAGGCAGUCUGCGGGGGGGGGCUCUGGGCAGGGGUCCAGGGUAGGGUCAGGCACUCGGGUUUGCUUUGCUCCCCCUGACAAUUGCUCCUGGCCGGCUGGGGAGAAAUUUGACAUUUCCCCUUUUUUCCCCUGUCCGUCGGCACUGCCCAAGCUGGUGUCUUUUCCGUCCAGCUUCCAGCCGCCCCCCGACCCUGGGGGAGUCGCGCUCACUGCUAGGUCUCGGCAGCAGUUUCACAGGGAAGAGCCUUCAGGGACCCAGCCAGGGCAGAAACCUUCCUGGUGGGAGGCAUCACUCACAGGGACGUUGUCAGAGUAUGGGCACCGCCACGUGCUCCAGUCCCCGUCGGCACUGCCCGCGCCCAGGAGGCGCUGAGGUUAAAGGCUGUCAUGGGCUUGCUGGGCUGGUCCUUUCCCCGGUUGUAUAUCGGCUUCCACUGGCUGGAUCCACCACCCACAGACUUAUGCUUAUUCCCCAUUGCCUCAGCCCUCUGUUUUGCUGCCCAAACUCUCCUCUGCAACUCCCCAGGCAGCUCCCGGCACUCUGGAGAGUUUCUGGUUUUGGGGCACAAGGAGAAGCUGCCAGAUUUGGAGCCCUCUGCACCCGAACAGGUCCCGCCCCCCACGUGCGUGAGCCCGGAACAGCUCCCGCCACCCCCACGUGUAUGAGCCCUGCCUUGGAGGGACCAUCUCUGAGCCCAGAGGGAAGUUCAUUCUCCUUCCUCCCUACCCCAGCCAAGACUACAAACAAAGGGACCGAAGGCUCAAUCCUGCCAGGUGCUGAGCGCUCCAGCCCUGCUGUAGCGAAGCAUAUUAGCUUGUGCUUAGCUUUAAGCCCCUGAGUAACCCCUCUGAAAUAGGUGCUUUCCUGGAUUGAGGUCAGAGCGCUCAGCGCUGCAGGAUCAAGCCCUGCAUGGGGGCUGUGUGAUAAUUACACCCACCCACUCCGUACCCAGCUGCACCCGCCAACUCUCCCAGCAGCCAUCAGUGCGCGAUCGGAGCUGGAUUUGACCUGGAGACCUGCAGUGAAAGGCUCCUGCGCCCGUAACUAGGUCCCGUUACCUAACUCACACCAAUCUCAUCUCAGUAGGCCCCGAUCACUUCAGUGUCCAAGUGCCGAUCUCCAUCAGACAGGUUCUUUAUCACACGUAUUCCUAGGCUGUCCUGUCUGUGCAGCACCAUCCUGCGUGUAAAGCACAGGGUGAGCAGUGAGGCUGAAUGCGAACUGGAGCUAGGCAGGACUACGGUAGAGAAUGUGCCAUGUAUCGGGCCAGGCAGCCCCGUGAGUGGUGCCUGGACAAUCCCAGCAUUUUAAGAGUUAAUUAGUCCAAUGAAUCGUCCUGUUUGCUGAAUGGAAGUGACAGGUGCCUCCCUGGAUAGGUAUUCAUCAAGUUCCCUAAGCUGGCCCCAUGUCUCAGCCACAAUUUACUGCAGCUGGAAUUUCUUUGUCUUCAAGACGCCCUCUGCCUAUUCCCACUGGGCAGCUCAAAGACCUCUGGUUACAGGGGAGUCACCUUCCGGUACCCACACCUGCUGCUUGAGUUUUCCCCCACCCCCAGCUCCGCCAGUGCAUUGCACUGGGGCCUGCUUUUCUGGGGUGCAAAGCAGGAGAGUUCUGACCCUGCUGGCUCCCCUGUCGCUCUCAGGUUUGCUCUAACUUGGAGGCCCUACUCAGUAGCCACAGGGCACUGGGGGCCUGAUUCUGAGCUCUUACCUGUGAAAUCGGGAGUGACUCCGCCGUCGGGGGUGGAGCCGUGCCGGAAUCGGGAGUGACUCCGCCAUCGGGGUGGAGCUGUGCUGGAAUCGGGCGCUUCGUGGCACAGGUUCCCUUCUGUUGACAGCAUGGUGUUUGUGAGAUCCGUUCCUGCUGCCAGCGUGGGCGGCACGUGGCUCUCCUGAUUUCCCUGUGUUUCUGUGCUCACGGCACAGUUGGACUGUAUUAAAACACUGAUUUGUAACCUG